AUGUUGAGCACGAAGUGGUUAGUGUUGUGGUCGCUGUGGGCAGCGCGGCUGGUGCGACAGCCAACGGCGCCGCUGAGCGUGAGUAGUGGGCUGCUGCGCGGGAGCGUCGCGCGAGAUGGCUCGUGUGUCGCCUACCUGGGGAUACCGUAUGUCACUCUUACAGGUGACAGUAGGUUUCAGGCACCAGGUUCAGAACCAAUUUGGGAUGGCACAUACGAAGCUAUUGAAGACAAUGUAAUGUGUCUUCAAUGUCAAAUGAAUCCUUUUACAGGAGAGAUUGGAAAUAAAUCUGUGGGUCAAGAAGACUGCCUAAAGUUAAAUGUCUACACACCUGCGUUCCCUUCACACUCCAUGUUGCCUGUCAUGGUGUUUAUACAUGGCGGAGGCUUCAUAGAAGGCUCAGGCAUACCUUUACUCUACGGACCAAACUAUUUAGUGCCUAAAGGAGUCAUAUUGGUUACGUUCAAUUACAGGCUAAACCUACCAGGAUUUCUCAAUCUAGGAAUAAAAGAGGCUCCUGGUAACGCUGGAAUGAAAGACCAAGUGGCAGCCCUCAGGUGGGUUCAGAAGAAUAUUAAAGCUUUCGGAGGAGAUCCAGAUAAUAUCACAAUUUGCGGCGAGAGUGCUGGCGGUGCCUCGGUGUCUUACCACUUGCUGUCUCCAAUGUCCAAUGGACUUUUCCACAAAGCCAUCACCCAGAGCGGUUCUUCUCUAUGUCCGUGGGCUUUGCAAGCGAACCCAGUUCACAAUGCUCACCGAAUAGCAAAAAGUUUGGGUUACGAUACGGAAGACCCUCAUGAGUUGUACAAGAUUUUGAACAAUCUGCCGUUACCUGAUCUAGUUAGUAUGAAGUUACCAAAAGAUUUAAGACAAACAAUAUUUUCUGAACUCAUUUACGCCCCUAGUAUUGAAAAGAAUUUUGAUGGAGUUGAAGCUUUUCUGACAGAAGAACCAUACCAAUUAUUAACGAAGGAGAAUUAUACCAAAGUACCAUUAAUUAUAGGAUCAACAAAUGAAGAAGGUUAUUUCUUCAUAGGUGUAGAUGAUGCGGUAGUAUCUAAAUCUAUCCUCGAUUUUAAACUCGCAUUGCCUAAUAAUGUUGAAUUUCCAUCAGAGGCAGAGAAAAAACGAGUUGCUAGAGAAAUUAGAAAAAUGUACAUGGGUGAUGAGCCUGUAUCAAAGUCGCCCUCAGCAACUAUAAAACUUUCAGGAUACUACGGGGAUCCAUUCCUAAUUUACCCGUCUUUGGCAGAGACUGAGUUAUUACUUCAGUCAACUGAUAAACCUAUCUACAACUACUUUUUCAAGUACAGUGGCUGGAGGAACGUGGGCAAAGCCUUUGCGGGAAGAAAUUUUCUGUCGGAGCCGGGAGCGACGCAUGCAGAUGACUUGUUUUAUUUGUUUCAUCAGCCCUUCAUGUCAUGGUUGGCAUGGUUUGACAAGGAAAUGAUAGAGAAAAUGACGACUUUGUGGACUAAUUUUGCAAAGUACGGCGAUCCAACCCCUGUAACCUCAGAGCUCCUGCCGCAGCGCUGGCUUCCCUCGACGGCCGCAGACCCUCAGGCCUUUGUGCUGGAUCGAGAGCACUCCACCGUCCCUCUGUGGUUCAAGGAGUCGCUCAUAGUAUACUGGAGGGACUUGUACUACAAAUAUAGGAGAAAAUGAUUGUUGUUUUGGUUCUUAUUAUAGAUGAUUAUAAAAAUUAGAUUUACUUUGUUAAAGUUACCUGUGGAGAAACUGUUGCUAAAUAAAUGUGCCAUUUGAUUGGCUCACAAAAGCUGUGUGAGUAUGAAAAGAUAAAAUAAAUGAAAAAUGGCACCGCUUCACAAUGAGAUUCACCGUUAUUUAGUUCAGACAUACCGUACUACUAAAAAGCUAAUUUCAGCACAUUUUGUGUGUAAACGUGACCUUCUGAUUCAAAUUUAACUUAACAGACUAGCCAAAGACAGGCGUGGCUCACUCCGCGAUUUCGUCGCUUUGCUACAGGUAGCUAAAAGCCCAUCCGUUCGACCCCAAUUGUGGGGUUUGCCAUAAGCCACGCGUGGCGCAGUCGUCACCUAGCGGCCAUAUCUGUGCUGAUCGUGACAGACGCGUUUUGUUAGAGAGUGAGACUUCUGUACCUAGUACUAUUAUUUAUUCCGUGCCAAAGAUAAGAAUACCUACUUACUACAGCCGUAC
Cydia fagiglandana is the source of this 2178-nucleotide messenger RNA. Its product is annotated as cholinesterase 1-like. The record is from RefSeq and is a predicted model, not a curated record. NCBI's taxonomy places the organism in Eukaryota, Metazoa, Arthropoda, Insecta, Lepidoptera, Tortricidae. Gene Ontology annotation, molecular function: serine hydrolase activity.